Talaromyces amestolkiae is the source of this 987-nucleotide messenger RNA. RefSeq lists its product as uncharacterized. Gene Ontology annotation, biological process: DNA repair. Gene Ontology annotation, molecular function: catalytic activity. The transcript has 2 exons. Lineage: Eukaryota; Fungi; Ascomycota; Eurotiomycetes; Eurotiales; Trichocomaceae. The record is from RefSeq and is a predicted model, not a curated record. Bases 1 to 987 code for a protein of 328 amino acids.
AUGGUCCAAACACGUUCCGGUCAAGCCUCGACGGGUAGUGAAUCCAAACCACAGGCUAAACACUCCAAAGCGGCCAAGGAAGCUGCUACCGAUGAUGUGAAGAAAGGAGAUGAAAAGAAACCAGUGGAUGAAGUAAAAGCGAAAGUAGACCCUGAAACAGUGCUUGAAAAGCGCAAGAGAGACGACGAACCAGGAGAAGAUGUCACUCAAGACCAAGAACCGCCGUCCAAGGAAGAGCAGCCUCCUCCUAGCAAGGCCGUAAAAGAAAACGAAGAAGAGACAGCUGGUACCACAACUGAGAACAAUGGACACGAAGAAAAUGAGGGGGAAAUUUCAUCUACCAUUGCACACAAAAUCCACAAAACGAUUGAUAAAUACGGUACUCAGCCCUUGGAAGGACUCGGAGUCGACAAGCCAUUGGAGCCCACUCCAGAAAUUCUACUAGCCAUCGUCAUUGACUCGAUGUUUAAAUCAACUCGAAUCUCGCACCUCCUCGCGCAAAAGGCUUCGAUUGCUGUUUUCAAAGCUGGCUAUCACGACAUCAAUGUUUUGAGCAACACGACGUGGGACGAGAGGGUUCAAGUAUUAUCUGAUGGCGGUUAUAACCGGUAUCGAGAGACGACUGCCACCAAGCUUGGGGACUUGGCACAGUUGGUGAACGAGAAAUACAAUGGUGACCUCAACAACCUUUUGAGAAAAGCAGGAGAUGAUCCAUCCCAGGUCCGGCAUUUGAUCCGAGAAAUCAAAGGAUUUGGAGAUGUAGCUACAGAUCUCUUCUGUGAUGAUGCGCAGGCAGUCUGGCAUGUUCUGGCGCCGACAAUUGAUCAUCGCAGUCUCGACACUGCCAAAGAAGUCGGCAUUGGGACAGAUAUUGAAGCUAUAUAUGCCGCAUUACAUCACGACCCUGUAAAAAUGAGCAAGCUUGCAAGAGGUCUUUCCGCGGUGAGGUUGUCGAAGCAUCAGGAGGAUAUUGAAAACGAGGAGUAA